Mytilus trossulus (common blue mussel) is the source of this 1530-nucleotide messenger RNA. Its product is annotated as ankyrin repeat domain-containing protein 50-like. Lineage: Eukaryota; Metazoa; Mollusca; Bivalvia; Mytilida; Mytilidae. Gene Ontology annotation, molecular function: protein binding. The transcript has a single exon. Bases 1 to 1530 code for a protein of 509 amino acids. The record is from RefSeq and is a predicted model, not a curated record.
AUGUUGUUAGACAAAGGAGUAGAUUACAAUCAAUGUAACAAAGAUCGGUGGUCACCUAUGAUGACUGCUUGUAGCAAUGGUAAUGCAGAUAUAGUCAAUGUUUUGUUAAAUAAGGGAGCCGAUUACAAUACAUGUCACAAUAAUGGUUGGUCUCCUGUAAUGAUGGCUUGUGAAAAUGGGCAUUCAGAAAUAUUAAAAAUGUUUAUAGACAAGAAUGUUGAUUAUAAUAAAUGUAACAAAGAUGGGUGGUCUCCUAUGAUGACUGCUUGUAGCAAUGGUAAUGCAGAUGUAGUAAAUGUAUUGUUAAACGCAGGAGCCGAUUACAACAAAUGUCACAAUAACGGUUGGUCUUCUGUCAUGAUGGCUUGUGUAUAUGGGCAUUCAAAAAUAGUAAAAAUCUUUUUAGAAAACGGCGUUGAUUUCGAUAAACUUGACAGGAACAAGAUUUCACCCUUAAUGACUGCUUGUUACCAUGGACACACAGAUAUUGUUAGGAUGUUGUUAGUCGCAGAAGUGGAGUAUGACGAGUUAAACAAUUAUAAGUGGUCACCUUUGUUGUCUGCUUGUACAAAAGGACAUACAGAAAUAGUUGGGAUGUUGUUAGACAAAGGAGCAGUUUGCAAAAACUAUUCACAGAUUGGACAGUCAGCUAUACAAAUGGCAAUAAGACAUGGGCAUACGGGUAUAUUGAUAAUGUUGUUAGACCAGGGAGCCAUUUAUGAUAAUUGGUCAUCUUUGACGUAUGCUUGUGCAUAUGGAAAUAUUAAGAUAGUGAUAAAGUUGUUAAACAAAGGAACAGAAAUUGAUGAAUUUAAUGAUGAUGGUCAAUCACCUUUAACUGUAGCCUGUACAUUUGGACGAAUAGAUAUAGUAAGGAUAUUGCUGGAAAGGGGAGCAAAUUGUAAUAGAUGUAAUAAUGAUGCAUGUUCACCUUUAAUGUAUGCCUGUGCUAAAAGAUACAAAGAAAUUGUAAGGCUGUUGUUAGAUAGUGGAGCAGAUUGUAAUAUAUGGAAUAGAGAUCUGUGGUCACCUUUAAUGCUUGCAUGUACAAAUGGAUUCACAGAUAUAGUAAUGAUGUUGUUAGAUAAAGGGGCAGAUUGUAAUGAUUGUUAUAACUAUUGGUGGUUACCUCUCAUUACGUCCUGUUAUCACCGAUACAAUGAUGUAGUAAGAAGGGUGUUGGAUAUUGGGGCAGAUUAUAAUACAUGUGAUCAAGAUGUAGUGUCACCUUUAAUGCUUGCCUGUGAUAACGGGUACACAGAUAUAGUAAGGAUGUUGUUAGAUAGUGGAGCAGGUUGUAAUAAAUGUAACAACAAAGGGAGGUCACCUUUAAUGUUUGCAUGUGGUAGAGAAAUCCCAGAACUAAUAAAGAUGAUGUUAGAUUUUGGAGCAGAUUAUUAUAAAUGUAACAAAGAUGAGAAGUCACCUUUAAUGAUUGCCUUUAAUAAUGAAUGCACAGAGAUAGUAAGGAUGUUAUUAAAAGGGGGGCAGAUUGUAAUAAAUGUGAUAAAGAUGGGUGGUCACCUUUAA